AUGCAAGAGAGAAUCAAGCUUCGAUUUCUACCAGUGAACCCGAAGCUGUCCGAAUUGGCGAAGCACACGGUAGUGCUCGAGGCGGUUGGAAGCAAUAUGUGA
Molecule: messenger RNA, 102 nt
Organism: Phytophthora infestans T30-4
Lineage: Eukaryota; Oomycota; Peronosporomycetes; Peronosporales; Peronosporaceae
Exons: 2
Coding region: 1-102 (33 amino acids)
Source: RefSeq, a predicted model, not a curated record